Messenger RNA from Anopheles coluzzii, 4977 nucleotides. RefSeq lists its product as uncharacterized. The coding region runs from base 488 to 4465 and encodes 1325 amino acids. Gene Ontology annotation, cellular component: membrane. The transcript is spliced from 10 exons. Gene Ontology annotation, biological process: transmembrane transport; carbohydrate transport. Gene Ontology annotation, molecular function: sugar transmembrane transporter activity. The record is from RefSeq and is a predicted model, not a curated record. NCBI's taxonomy places the organism in Eukaryota, Metazoa, Arthropoda, Insecta, Diptera, Culicidae.
CUGAUACCAGUGCCGUCGAACAGCACGCCAAGUGUGCGACGCGAGUGAGGACGGUUGCGCGAUAGCAGAGUUAUGGUGGUGGAGUGUGCGCGCAUCAGACAGACCCGCACCGCGGUACUAACUAGGCAGGACCGGCGACCGUUGCGAGCACAGUCUACGAUCGGACAGGGACCCAAACGGAGGUAGGCCAUCGCAGAGUGGACAACUCCUUUCCAGCUCGAAGUGCUACCCCCGCCACCGCGAUACUAGAAGCUACAAAUAGUGCCUGUGUAUAAAAACUUCCAUUCCAGCAGUACUAAAAGUUAGUAAAGUCUGAAGUGUCUAAGUACACCAGAGUAAAGUGAGUCACGAAACAAACAAAAAAUACUUAAAAGAUAGCUGUGUUGAGUGUAGUAGUACCCGAAUUGCCUUGGCUGUACGUGUUUAGUGAGCAGUUUCGACCAGUGAAUGCAGCAAACCCUUCUGAAGUGACCCACAGAGCGAGAUAAUGGGCAACGGAACGAAAAUCACCCAGCAACGGCAGCCGGAAGAGGAUCGGGCCGAUCUAGCAUCCACUGUGGAGGAGGAGGAACGCGAGCAGCUGACCGCCCCCUCCAAUCUGCACUACAUUCAGCCGAGCUUCAUUUCGCUCAUAAGCGAAAAGCAAUGGAAACCGGACGUGGAAAGGGCGCAGGACGUGCCGGUGUAUGGAAGGACCACGAUGGCCACGACGAUACUGACGCAGGAAGCGCACACGAACGGGGCCCGCAUGCAGCUGAUCAUGAGCAUACUGGCGAACCUGACCGUACUGUCGUCCGGUAUGGGGCUGGGAUAUUCGGCCAUUACGCUGCACGCGCUUACCAGCGAGGACAAUCCGAUGCGUAUGAACUCCAGCCAGGCAUCAUGGUUCGCAUCCAUCAGCUCGUUCGCGUGCCCCCUGGGCGGGCUCGUUUCCGGCUACCUGCUGGAUCGCAUCGGGCGCAAGAAGACGCUCAUGCUUAUCAACGUACUCUCGAUCGUGUCCUGGGCGCUGAUCGCCGUCUGCAGCACGACCAACUUUGAUCUGAUGUACACCCAGAUCCUGAUCGCGCGUGUCAUCAUCGGCAUUGUCAUCGGUUUGGUAAGCGCACCGGCCUCGAUCUACUCGGCUGAAAUCGCGACGCCGAAGAUGCGCGGACGACUAACCGUGCUAACGUCGCUCAGCAUUGCCGUCGGCAUCCUGCUCAUCUACUCGAUGGGCUACGCCGUACCGGACGAUUUCCGGCUGGUGGCUGGGCUGGCGGCCGGCAUCUGCGUACUGUCGCUCGCCCUGCUGCUCUUCAUGCCCGAAUCGCCCGCCUGGCUAAUGUCGAAGGAUCGCGAGGAGGAAGCGGAACGAUCGCUCAAGAAGAUCCGCGGCUACGGUGCGUACAGCCAGCGCAUCCCCGAGGUGGAGAAGGAGCUGAUGCGCAUGCGCGACAACGUGCUCGCUCAGCGCCGUGCCGGGCAGGAAAGCUUCCUGCGCCUGCUGAAGCAACCGCAGGUGUAUAAGCCGCUCGGUAUCAUUAUCGGCUUUUUCGGCUUCCAGCAGUUUUCCGGCAUCUUUGUGAUCGUGGUGUACGCGGCAAAGGUGUCCUCGGAGGCGAGCGUCUCGAUGGAUCCGUUCCUCUGCACGGUGCUGAUCGGGAUAACGCGCGUCGUCGCGACCAUGCUGGUGGCGUACAUCCUGGACACGCUCGGCCGCAAACCACCGUCCAUCUUUUCCGGCGUCGGCAUGCUGGUGUGCAUGUUUGGGCUGGCACUGUGCAGCUACUUCCCACCGAUCCAGUCGCUCAACUGGAUUCCGACCGUGCUGAUCCUGACGUACAUCUUUACCAGCACACUCGGCUUUCUGACCAUGCCGUUCUCGAUGCUGGCGGAGCUGUUCCCGCAAGCGGUACGUGGGCCUGCCUCCGGUGUGACCGUGUUCUUCACCUACCUGAUGUCGUUCUGCACCAUCAAGCUGUACCCGACGAUGGUGGAGCUGCUCGGCAGUGCGAACGUGUUCCUCAUCUACGGUGCCGUCUCGCUGCUCGGCGUCCUGUACGUCAUCUACAUCGUGCCCGAGACGAAGGGCAAAUCGUUGCAGGAGAUUGAGGAUUACUUCCGCGGCAUGUCGCACGGUUCCACGCCCUCGCAGGAGGUGGAGGAGGACGAGGUGAGCAAUCUGUCGUCGGAGAGCGGCAACGCACUGGAAGCGAUGGAUUUGGUGGACAGUUUCGCACCAGGAUUGGCGGAAAGUGACCGUUGGAUGGUGUUCCGCCUUCAGCAACUCCAGCUGAUCGAGCUGAUACGGGCUGGUUCGGUCGAAGAUGCGCUCCACUACGCACAAACGGUGCGAUGGGAAUGUCCAGGACGUACGCAGCAAGUGGCAAGUGAGAUUGAGCGUACCAUGACACUGCUGUUGACGUUGCCACAGACUCGUGGCACGGACCCGUCCAGUUCGUUUAGUACGUUACUGGAGCAGCAGCAUCGAGAUCAAGUCGCACGAACAGUCAACGAGGCACUACUGCUCUGGGAUAAUCGGGAAUUACCCUCCGCGCGGAUGGAGCAUCUCUUCAAGCUGAUACUAUGGGCACAGGCCGAACUGGAAAGGAAGAUGGUUCAGUUCAGCAAGCUGAAAAAUAUGGCCGAAGCUACAUUUGAGCUGAUCAUCCUCAGUAGGCCCUGCCGCCGGCGGCUGACUCAUCAGGAGCAGAGUAAACGUGACACGAAAAUUAACAAAAAAGACGUGUUAAAUCUAUCACAAAUUAGCAGACGGGGAAAAAUAGAUCCACCGACCAUAUUUUGCGCCGACCGUGUGUGUGUGUGUGUUGCUGGAAACCAGCCAAGCCUGAACGGAGCAAUAAACACAUCGCCAAGCCAAGCCCUGCGCCAGCAGCCUGGGUGGACAUCACACACACACCACACCAUGAGCGGCAAAGAUACGGCCGAGGUGGAGGCCGCCCUGACCGGAAAACAACCGCAAUCGCCCUCGAAAAGCCCCACGCAUGCCGUCCUGACGCAGCUGACGCGCCGUGCCGCCAUCGUGCAGAUCGUGACGGCCGUCGUCGCCAACAUUACGAUCAUCUCGUCCGGCAUGGGCAUCGGCUUCCCGUCCAUCGCCAUGAUCGAGCUGACGAACUCGACCACCUCGGUGGUGCUGACGGAAUCGGACGCCACGUGGUUCGCAUCCAUCACGUCGAUUAUGUGCCCGUUCGGGGGGCUGCUUUCCGGCUACCUGCUCGACAAGGUCGGGCGCAAAAAAACGCUCUACUUUAUCAACAUCAUAUCGAUCGUUUCCUGGGCCAUCAUGUCGUUCGCGAGCCGCACCGAUAGUGCGACCCUCUUUAUCCAGCUAAUCGUGGCCCGUAUAAUUAUAGGCAUUGCGAUAGGCUUAUCUAGCACUCCAGCAUCGGUGUACGCGGCCGAGGUCGCCCAUCCAAAUCUUCGCGGGCGCCUCACGCUGCUGACCGCUUUCUGUACCGCGAUCGGCAUGCUUAGUAUCUACACGCUCGGCUAUGUGUUCAAGAAUGAUUGGCGGUUCGUCUGUAUGAUCUGCGGCAUCUUUACCGUCGUGUCGCUGCUCACCGUCAUACCGCUGCCCGAGUCCCCAAGCUGGCUGGUGAGCAAGAAGCGCAUGCCGAAGGCGGAACGCUGCCUCAAGGUGGUGCGCGCCAUCAAGGAGGAGAAUCAUCCGGAGAUACGGGCCGAGCUGGAGGCGCUCGAGGACAACAUUGCCCGGUUCCGGUCGGCGCAGGAUGGCAAAAAGUCGAAGCUCGAUCAGCUGAAGAAGCCGGAAGUGUACAAACCGCUCGCCAUCAUGUGCACGUUCUUCUUUUUCCAGCAGUUUACCGGCAUCUUCGUCAUUAUCGUGUACGCGGCCAGCUUUUCGAUCGAGGCGGGCGUUGCGAUCGAUCCGUUCCUGAGUGCGGUGUUUGUGGGGCUGACGCGUGUCGUCACCACCGUGCUGAUGUCGUUCAUUUCGGACAAGUUCGGUCGCCGACCGCCGGCCCUGUUCUCUGGGUUUGGUAUGGCGAGCUGCAUGUUCGGGCUGGCGGUGUGUGCCAUCCAUCCGGUAAAGGGAACGUCGCUUAGCUGGAUCCCGACCGUGCUGCUGGUGGCGUUCAUCUUCACUGCGACGCUUGGCUUCCUUACGCUACCCUUCUCGAUGAAUGCGGAAGUGUAUCCGACCAAGAUUCGUGGCUUUGCGUCCGGGCUGACGAUCUUCUUCGGCUACACCAUGUCGUUCAUCAUCCUCAAGAUCUACCCCUCGAUGGUGGAAACGAUCGGUAACUCGAACGUGUUUAUCCUGUUCGGCUGCCUGUCCAUGCUCGGCAUUGCGUUCGUGUACUUCUUCCUGCCGGAAACGAAGGGCCGCACGCUGGAAGACAUUGAAAGCCAUUUCCGGGGCAAAAAGCAGUCGUCACCGGACAGCAAGCAGGAGGUGGAGAUGAAAACGAUGCUGAAAGCGAACGAAGCUGCCUAAGCGAACGUUUUGCAUUGAAAUGGGGAAGGUGCGGAACUGGCAACUGCCGAACAUCGCCCCACCGAACCAAACACUUCUUCUAAAAAGCAAAACACACACAAAAUGAACAACUCAAUGGAACCAUGAACUGUGAUAAGGCACCGGUACAUUAAAGAUUAUGUGCGAUUUGUUUCCUUUUUUCGCUUUUAAUUGUUGAACAAAAAAAAAGGCGACACGCAUUUCACUUAUGAAGCUCCACCACCACCUGCCGGUGUAGCUGCUGCCGGUCGAAUUAAAACGGGGCACGUUAGUUGGGGGAAGGGAGGGGCGUGAUAAAGAGGUAUAUCAACGAGACCACACCACACCACACUGCCUGCGAAACCCUCUGCGGUAGCCCAAACCAUUCUAAAGACGACAACGGGAGGUUUACUUACUAUAUCUACAACAAAACAAAACAAAACCGAGUGGGAAACAAAAUAUAUGCAAUCCAUCCCAGUUUACAAAGAUAAAGAGAAUUCGAAUCUAUCACAAAA